This is a messenger RNA of Diabrotica virgifera virgifera (western corn rootworm), 3605 nucleotides long. Its product is annotated as zinc finger protein 721-like. Lineage: Eukaryota; Metazoa; Arthropoda; Insecta; Coleoptera; Chrysomelidae. Gene Ontology annotation, biological process: regulation of immune system process; negative regulation of transcription by RNA polymerase II; regulation of cytokine production. The coding region runs from base 227 to 3106 and encodes 959 amino acids. The transcript is spliced from 3 exons. The record is from RefSeq and is a predicted model, not a curated record.
UGCCAAAUCGUUCUGUGGUCAUGUCAUCAUUUGUAGCUAUCUUCACCAGAAGAGCAUUGUGACGAUUGUGACAUAGCGAUCAUCAUAGUACAGACAGGCGAUCAUAGCAUAUUUGUGAUUGUGAUUUUUGUGUUUGUUUGUUAGAAGUCCAUUUUGUUUUAAAUGUUUUUGUUUAUUUAUAUUUCAAAUUAAAUACAUUCGUUCAGUUUAUAUAAUAGCUUUAGAUAUGGAAUUUAAAGUAGAGAUUAAAGAAGAGUGUAUUGAAUAUAACCAAAAAGAUAUAGAGAGCCAGCUAUCAACAUCCAUAGAUCUGGAAACCUUCAAAAAUGAAAAGGAAGAUAAUUCAGAAAUGGGACUAAAAGCUGAAAUCAAGGAAGAGGUUGCAGAUGGUUGUCCAGAAUAUAUAGAGAGUCAACUAUGUACAUCCCAAGAUCUUGAAGACUUGGUUAAAGCAGAUGAAGUUAACUCAGGUUUUCCUCGGAACGGAAUGGAAAUCAUGAAAACUGAACUUGAAUGCCCUACAGAACAACAAAUAAAUGCAAACACUGAAGAAACAUCAUCAAAAAAUUCUAUUUGUGAAUGUAAAAUUUGUUUUAAGCAAUUUAGUCAAGCAGGUUCUUUGAAACGACAUAUAAAAACGCACACUGCAGAAAAGUUUAAUAAGUGCGAAAUUUGUUUUAAAUAUUUUUCUCAGAAACAUCAUUUAAUGAAUCAUUUAAGAUUGCACACUGGAGAAAGGCCUUACAAGUGUAAAAUUUGUUUUAAACAGUUCAGUCGAGCAGGUAGUUUGAAAUUACAUUUGAGAGUGCACACUAAAGAAACUCCUUACAAGUGUGAAAUCUGUUUUAAGCACUUUACUUAUAAACUUUCUUUGGAUGUGCAUAUGAAAGUUCACACUGGAGAAACGCCUUAUAAGUGUGAAAUUUGUUUUAAACAGUUUAAUUACAAAAGCAAUUUGAAAGUGCACAUGAAAAUUCACACUGGAGAAAAGCUUUACAAGUGUGAAAUUUGUUUGAAGCAGUUUACUCAAAAAUCUUCUUUAGAUGUACAUGCGAAAGUUCACACUGGAGAAAAGCCUUACAAGUGUGAAAUUUGCUUUAAACAGCUUAGUACAAAAACUAAAUUAAAAAUACAUUUGAGAGUGCACACUGAAGAAACGUCUUACAAGUGUGAAAUUUGUUUUAAGCAGUUUGCCACAGCGUCAGAUUUGAAAAGUCAUUUGAGAGUGCACACUGGGGAAAAGCCUCACAAGUGUGAAAUUUGUUUUAAACAGUUUAAUUACAAAAGCAAUUUCAAAGUGCACAUGAAAAUUCACACUGGAGAAAAGCUUUACAAGUGUGAAAUUUGUUUGAAGCAAUUUACUCAAAAAUCUUCUUUGGAUGUACAUACGAAAGUUCACACUGGAGAAAAGCCUUACAAGUGUGAAAUUUGCUUUAAACAGCUUACUACAAAAACUAAAUUUAAAAUACAUUUGAGAGUGCACACUCGACAAACGCCAUACAAGUGUGAAAUUUGUUUUAAGCAGUUUGCCACAGCGUCAGAUUUGAAAAGUCAUUUGAGAGUGCACACUGGAGAAAAGCCUCACAAGUGUGAAAUUUGUUUUAAACAGUUUAAUUACAAAAGCAGUUUGAAAGUGCACAUGAAAAUUCACACUGGAGAAAAGCUUUACAAGUGUGAAAUUUGUUUGAAGCAGUUUAUUCAAAAAUCUUCUUUGGAUGUACAUACGAAAGUUCACACUGGAGAAAAGCCUUACAAGUGUGAAAUUUGCUUUAAACAGCUUACUACAAAAACUAAAUUUAAAAUACAUUUGAGAGUGCACACUGGACAAACGCCAUACAAGUGUGAAAUUUGUUUUAAGCAGUUUGCCACAGCGUCAGAGUUGAAAAGUCAUUUGAGAGUGCACACUGGAGAAAAGCCUCACAAGUGUGAAAUUUGUUUUAAACAGUUUAGUUACAAAAGGAAUUUGAAAGUGCACAUGAAAAUUCACACUGGAGAAAAGCUUUACAAGUGUGAAAUUUGUUUGAAGCAGUUUACUCAAAAAUCUUCUUUAGAUGUACAUACGAAAGUUCACACUGGAGAAAAGCCUUACAAGUGUGAAAUUUGCUUUAAACAGCUUACUACAAAAACUAAAUUAAAAAUACAUUUGAGAGUGCACACUGGAGAAACGCCAUACAAGUGUGAAAUUUGUUUUAAGCAGUUUGCCACAGCGUCAGAGUUGAAAAGUCAUUUGAGAGUGCACACUGGAGAAAAGCCUCACAAGUGUGAAAUUUGUUUUAAACAGUUUAAUUACAAAAGCAGUUUGAAAGUGCACAUGAAAAUUCACACUGGAGAAAAGCUUUACAAGUGUGAAAUUUGUUUGAAGCAGUUUACUCAAAAAUCUUCUUUGGAUGUACAUACGAAAGUUCACACUGGAGAAAAGCCUUACAAGUGUGAAAUUUGCUUUAAACAGCUUACUACAAAAACUAAAUUAAAAAUACAUUUGAGAGUGCACACUGGAGAAACGCCAUACAAGUGUGAAAUUUGUUUUAAGCAGUUUGCCACAGCGUCAUAUUUGAAAAGUCAUUUGAGAGUGCACACUGGAGAAAAGCCUCACAAGUGUGAAAUUUGUUUUAAACAGUUUAAUUACAAAAGCAAUUUGAAAGUGCACAUGAAAAUUCACACUGGAGAAAAGCUUUACAAGUGUGAAAUUUGUUUGAAGCAGUUUACUCAAAAAUCUUCUUUAGAUGUACAUGCGAAAGUUCACACUGGAGAAAAGCCUUACAAGUGUGAAAUUUGCUUUAAACAGCUUACUACAAAAACUAAAUUAAAAAUACAUUUGAGAGUGCACACUGGAGAAACGCCAUACAAGUGUGAAAUUUGUUUUAAGCAGUUUGCCACAGCGUCAUAUUUGAAAAGUCAUUUGAGAGUGCACACUGGAGAAAAGCCUCACAAGUGUGAAAUUUGUUUUAAACAGUUUAAUUACAAAAGCAAUUUCAAAGUGCACAUGAAAAUUCACACUGGAGAAAAGCUUUACAAGUGUGAAAUUUGUUUGAAGCAGUUUACUCAAAAAUCUUCUUUGGAUGUACAUACGAAAGUUCACACUGGAGAAAAGCCUUACCAAGUGUGAAAUUUGCUUUAAACAGCUUAAUACAAAAACUAAAUUAAAAAUACAUUUGAGAGUGCACACUGAAGAAACGUCUUACAAGUGUGAAAUUUGUUUUAAGCAGUUUGCCACAGCGUCAGAUUUGAAAAGUCAUUUGAGAGUGCACACUGGGGAAAAGCCUCACAAGUGUGAAAUUUGUUUUUAACAGUUUACUCGAGCAUCGGAUUUGACAAGUCAUUGAGAGUUCACACUGGAGAAAAGGCUCACAAGUGUGAAAUUUGUAUAAGGCAAUUUGCUCGAGCAUACGAUUUGAAAACUCAUUUAAGAGUGCACACGGGAGAAAAGCCUUACAAGUGUAAAAUUUGUUUUAAACCGUUUACUCGAGCAAAUAGUAUGAAAUUACAUUUGAGAGUGCAUACUGGAAAAAAGGCUUAUAACUGAGAGCAAACGUCAUUUGAGAGUUCACACUGAAGAAAAACCAUACAAGUGCGAAAGGACCCCGCAACACUUCUUUUGUAAAAGU